Armigeres subalbatus is the source of this 668-nucleotide messenger RNA. Its product is annotated as UPF0235 protein C15orf40 homolog. Gene Ontology annotation, cellular component: cytoplasm. The transcript has 2 exons. NCBI's taxonomy places the organism in Eukaryota, Metazoa, Arthropoda, Insecta, Diptera, Culicidae. The record is from RefSeq and is a predicted model, not a curated record. Bases 75 to 521 code for a protein of 148 amino acids.
UGAAACGUUAAUCUUUUUGACAAUCCUGGAAAGCCGGUUGUGUUCACGAGCACGCAGAUUCUUUGUUUAUUUUCAUGAAUCGAUUUGGUGUGUUGUCAACAAUUUGCCGCUUUAGUACUUGGGGAAAUCCGUCCAGAACGAUGUCCGGUAAGGCGAAAAGUUCCAAGGGUGGCAAGAAGGAAGCAUCAACCGCAACGACGACAGUUCAACAGGGUCCAGUUUAUUUAGAUGUGAAAACAGGAAACGUUCUCAUAAAGAUUCAAGCGAAGCCGGGAGCUAAAACCAACGGAAUAACGGACAUCGGAGAAGAAGGCGUUGGCGUUCAGAUUGCUGCACCCCCCGUUGACGGCGAAGCGAACACCGAGCUGAUAAAAUACCUGUCGAAGCUUCUGGAGCUACGCAAAAGUGACGUUUCGCUGGACAGAGGUUCAAAGUCGCGCCAGAAGACAGUCGUUUUGGAGAAGGGCUGUCGAACACCGGAACAAGUACUGGACGUUUUUCGGAAGGAGGCAAACGCGUGAUCUCUGGUUGGAUUGUAGUUAUAAUAUAUAUAUUUCCCCUUUCGCUAUGUUUUUUGAAGGUGUGUGUAUGCUGUGUAUAUUUAUAUUCUUUCUGUCGCUCGUCUGAGGAUAAAAUAGUUUUAACAGAUAAUAAACGACAUAACUGAA